Molecule: messenger RNA, 1729 nt
Organism: Raphanus sativus (radish)
Lineage: Eukaryota; Viridiplantae; Streptophyta; Magnoliopsida; Brassicales; Brassicaceae
Product: suppressor protein SRP40
Exons: 3
Coding region: 116-1603 (495 amino acids)
Source: RefSeq, a predicted model, not a curated record
GAAAGCCCAUUAGCAUCCCCGCAAGGGAAGAGAGAUAACAGUGCAGUUCUCAAACCUAAUCCCCUUUUUGAACAGAUUCGAAGGAAGAGAAAGCGAUUCACUGAGGGAGAGUACAAUGGGCAAAUCAUCAUCUUCCUCUAAGAAACUAAAACGCUCUAAAGAAGAUCCCUCUAAGUUGCGAUCCGUGAAGAAGAAGACGAAGAGAAUCAAAUCGAAGAAGAUUCGUCGGAUUAAAGACUCUUCUGAUGAGAGUGAAUCAGAUUCUUCUUUCUACUCUUCUUCUUCUAGUUCCGAAGAUGAUUACAGGAGAGAGAAGCAGCGUAGGUCUAAACUGAGCAAGAAGAAGAAGAAGCAGAAGAGGUCACGCAAGAAGUAUUCUAGCAGCGACAGUGAGGAUGAAGACAUUCGUGUUAAGAAAAGGUCUAAGAGGAAGGACAAACAUGUAGUGAGCAAGAAGAAGAGACGUAAGAGAUAUUCGAGUUCAAGCUCCACUAGUAGUGAUGACAAUAGUGAGAGUAGUGAUGGAAUGAGAAUGACUAGAGAAAAAAGAAGACUUGAUAAAUCUAAGGAUGAACCUGAUGAUGAUGAAUGCUGGCAAGUGGAAGAUGAUGUUAUGACUGACAAGAAUAACUCUAAAAGGCUUAAAUCCAUUGUUGUGGUUACUUAUAACUAUGAUGAUGGUGGUGAGAGAAAGAAUGAAUCUGAUGAGAAUAUGAUUGCGGAUGACCAGAGAGAUGGUGAAGCUACUCUCUCUUCUCCUGCGACUGGUGGUGCUCAUGACAGCAGACGUAUUGGCUAUGAUGAUUCCGAGGGAUAUAAUAGUUCUGAAACUAGCAAAGCUUCUCAUCAAGACAAUAGCUUGAAAGGUGAUGACUUGGAAGCCAUUCUAAAGAAAAGAGCCUUAGAGAAUUUGAAAAGGUUCCGUGGAGAGACCCAAAAUAAUCGAACAGCAAGUAAAGAGGUCUCUUCUGUUUCUGAAGGAGAAGAAACUCUUCAGACUGAAUCUGAAAAAAUUGAAGAGUCAAAAGAGUGCCCUGUCACGAAGCAGAAGCUCUGUGUUUCAGAGGGAGACAAAGAUCUUGAGACUACACAAGUCGAUAAUGUGAAGGAAUCUGGAACAGGGUUGGCUGAUCUUCCCUCUCAACAGUCUGGUGGUGAUACUGCCAUGGUCAAAGCUGGUCCUGAGAUUAGCUCGUGUACAACAACCAAAAGGAAGUUGAUUAGACCGGUAUUGAGACAGGGAAGUUUAAAUCUGGCUAGCAAGAAAGAAGCCGAUGGUUGUCAAGAUGCUGAAGCAGAGAGCAUCAAUGGCAAGAGUUGUCCAGAAACUUCUUUAGCUCUGGCAACAAAGAAUGGACCGGAAAGCAUUGAACCGAGAAAAGUUAGCGCUAGGUCUUCUUCUCAUACUGAGACUGAGACAUUAGAUGAAAACAAAGAAGAGUCUCAGUCUGAACAGAAGACAAACGAUGAAACAAAAGGUGAGUCACAGUACGAGCAGAAAACAAUGACCGUGAUGAGGGGUGGAGAAAUGGUUCAGGUGAAUUACAAGGUCUACAUUCCUAAGAAGACUUCUUCUUUGGGAAGAAGACAACUGAGGAGGUGAAGCGAUGACAAGAAGAUAGAGACUAUCGACAUAUUUCUGUUUUUUCUAUUAGACUUGUGACAACACAAAUUUAAAAUUAUCAUAGACUUGAAUCUUUGAAUACAAUGAAGAGGACAUUAAGUUUCA